CUGUACAUAAUCUGUACAUCUGCUUCAAUUGGUUUUCCAACAAAUACUGUUGACAGAGAAAAAUAAGUGUGGUGUUUUGUUUUUUUUCUUGUGGGAUUUCUCUAUUCCAAGAAGUGGAGAAAUGUUGCUUGUAUAUAGAAAUGCAUAUAAAACACAUGAGGUGAUUCGAAUGAUCUUUAAGUGGCUAUUGCCUAGUAGUGAACGCUUUUCAAAACUCUGGCCUUCUGCCCCCUGAUGGACAGUAGAGGAACUGCUGGGUGGACAUGGCCUAGGAUAAAUUAUGGUGUACAAUAUCCAAUUCAAAUUUCUGUAACACUCUUUGCUGUCAGUUGUAAAUAGUAUGCAGUGUCCUUCACAUUAUGAUACACGGUGAUCCUUUUCGGAAAUGACAUUCUUAUAAUAUAAUUUAUAUACAUUUAUAUAUGUUCUUUUUAAUAUUAUACUCCCAAAAAUGGGGGUCUUAGAGCUCUUGGUAUAUUUUCGGGGGUCUAUACGUUCAAAAGUCGUGUGAAGUGAUUUAAAUACGAUUUCCAUAAACGUUAGGCUUAUUUAAACCAUGCGUCACGCAAAGCAUCAGCAGGGUCAAAUAUUGUGUGCAUCUUGUGUUUAAAUCAUGUUUUAUUUCAUCUUAGAUAAAUGUUGGGGCUAAUUUAAGCAGGAAAGCACAGAAAGAUUGGACUCUCUUUUAGUCCCCCCGGAAUGGUUGAAACCCCUUUUUGUGGGUAUCAAAACGUGUUAAACUUGAACUAACGAUUUAAAAAGAAAAAAGAUAGAAAGUGAAGAAAAGAAAAGAAAUGGCGCCUUUGUAUUUGAGUCACACGUGAUUCCCGGUGCUGUACAUCCCUCUGCUGUCAAUAGUAUGUACUGCACGCGCUAUCAAAACACUGCAUGAGAGGUUGUUGUUGUGUGACGUCAGAGCUGGCAGGAGCGAGGCAGCAACGGCCAUCUACUACAGCUCUGUAAUGACAACAUUACUGACACAUCUGCCUAUAGACGUCCAUGGCAAAGACCCAGAGUCAAGCACACGAUGCUGCUUCCAUCCAGCCUAGCUUGAUGUUGUGUUCCUGUGCUUCCUCAUCAAUGGUAAGGACCCAGCUGAACUCCAGCCUUCGUCACCGUCUCAGUAUGGAGGUCAACAGGGGAGAGACAAGCCGGCCGAAGACACCUUCGCUCACGUCUCCCCAAUCGCGCAAGAAGGAGAACUUCACAUUCGGCAAAAUUUUGGGAGAGGGGUCCUUCUCCACGGUCGUGCUUGCUAAAGAACUGGCCACAGGAAGGGAAUAUGCAAUGAAGAUACUGGAGAAGAACCACAUAAGGAAAGAGAACAAAGCACACUAUGUUAUGCGGGAGAAAGAUAUAUUGUCAAGCAUUAAUCAUCCCUUUUUCGUAAAGCUGUACUUCACAUUUCAAGAUUCACAUAAGUUAUAUUUUGCUCUCAGUUACGCAAAGAACGGAGAGCUUCUUCGGUACAUUCGUAAGAUAGGCUCAUUUGAUGAGACUUGCACAAGAUUCUACACUGCUGAGAUAGUUUGUGCACUUGAAUAUUUGCACUCAAUAGGAAUUAUUCAUAGGGACCUUAAACCAGAGAACCUUUUACUGAAUGAAGAGAUGCACAUUCAAAUUACAGAUUUUGGGACUGCAAAACAGUUGCUGUCGGACAGCACUCAAAAAAGAGCAAAUUCUUUUGUUGGGACUGCACAGUAUGUUUCUCCAGAGCUGCUGACCGAAAAAUCUGCUUGCAAAAGCUCGGACCUCUGGGCACUUGGUUGCAUAAUCUACCAGCUGGUGGCCGGAUUACCUCCGUUUAGAGCCGGGAACGAGUACUUGAUUUUCCAGAAAAUUUUAAAGCUGGAGUACGCAUUUCCUGAGAAGUUCUUCCCCAAAGCUAAAGAUCUGGUGGAGCGGCUGUUGUGUUCGGACCACACAAAGCGACUGGGAUGUGAGGAAAUGGGUGGGUUCAAUCCUCUGAAAAGCCACAUGUUCUUCGAGACAGUCUCAUGGGAGAACCUGCAUGUUCAGACUCCACCCAAGCUGACUCCUUAUUUGCCGGCCAUGGCUGAAGAUGAUGAAGAUUACUACGGAAAUUAUGAGGAUCUUCUCAGCCAGUUUAGCAGCCUUCAGGUUGUUCCAUCCAGGUCUUCCCAGGCCCUCUCAGUCCCGACAACUGUUCUCCCCCAGAGAUCCUGCAGCAAUAUUGAGCAAUACAUCCACGACCUGGACUCCAACUCAUUUGAGCUGGACCUACAGUUCUCCAGGGAGGAGAAACAACUGCUCCUGAAGAAGCAAACAAGUGGCAACCCUUGGCACCAGUUUGUUGAAAAUAAUUUGAUAUAUAAAAUGGGACCAGUUGACAAAAGAAAGGGUCUGUUUGCUAGACGCAGACAGCUUUUGCUGACUGAAGGACCACAUCUAUAUUAUGUGGACCCUGUGAAUAAAGUACUAAAGGGGGAAAUCCCAUGGUCGCCAGAGUUGCGUCCUGAGGCCAAGAACUUUAAGACAUUUUUCGUGCACACGCCAAACAGGACAUAUUAUCUAAUGGAUCCUAGUGGUAAUGCAGACAAAUGGUGUAAGAAGAUCCAAGAGGUGUGGGGAACAAUAUACCACUAACAUCAGACUCAAGGUAUCACACAGUCAAGUCUUCACGGUCAGAGCCCUUCAGGUCAAGAACCAGAGAGAAACUUCUUUGUGUGCUUGUACAAUUCCUAAGUCUAUUGCACCAGUGUUCCUUUGUGAAAAAGGAUGUUUUGCUCACUUGCUGUGUUUCUCUUAUUGCUGUUAUUUAAAAUCAAUCGAUACAGCAAAUCUGUAAGUGGUAUAUUUUGUAUGUGUAUGUUUAUACAUAGGAAAUACCCCUUCAAAGCUUGGAAAAAGAGAAACACUCACAAAUAUGUUGCCUUGUAAAAUAAUUCCAAAUGCUUUUGGCUGCUUCCCCGGUUGCUGUCAUAGCUUUAGUGGACCAGAGACACUCAGAUUAUCCUGCAGGUCAAGUAUAUAUUUAAAAGAUAAUGAAAACAUGAAAAUAGUAUAUUUAUUCUUUUAGACAUCAUAUUUACAUGUGUAAGAUCCACUGGUAGUUUAACAAUGACUGCGCUUCUCUGCAGUUUUACCAUUCUUAAUCAUUAUGAAGCUGCAUACUGUAUUGAAAACUGCUGUAAAAUGGGAUUUAUUUAUAUUGGUGAAGAGCAAGUGUUGAGUCAUCAUCGUACUUAAAAUUUUGUAAAAUUGCUUAAAUCUACUGUUUAUAUUUGUUAUUAUAUUUUCCUUAAAACAUUUGUUUGAAAGUCUCAAUAAGGUACCUUGCAUCACAUACACUGCAAGAAAGCGACAUGACACAAUCUAACAAACGUAGACCGUUCUCAUAUUCAACAAAACAGCGACAGUUGAUUGUAACGAGAGCGGUCUCAUCUUGUGGUGUUGUGUAGAGUCGCUCACCAGAGGUGUAAACAUGGUGUUAUUCCUACAGGGACUGUGCUGUGAAGAGAAUCGUAACUGUAAAUAAGGGUCAUGUUUAGAAAUGCAGCUAUUGUGUAUACUAAAGGAUGUUUGGUUCAAAACAGAUCACGUGAGAGCUGUGUGUUUGUUCAAUUUUCUGUUUAAAAAUCUACUAGGUUUGUCACCGAACACAACUGUGAUGUACAGAUGAUGCAUUAUUCAGAGAGUAACACAGUGUUACUAGAUUUGCACCUUGUAUAAUUUUAUUCUUAUAUGAAGUUAUUUGCUGGCAGUGGCUCAGCCUGUAGUAUCUUGUAUUAUUUAAAUUCUAAUAUUCAGAGAUUUUAAUUGAACCACAUUCAGGGGCCAUGUUUUGUAAAUAUUGACAUGUAAAGCCUUUGAAUGUGAAUAAUUGCUGAAUAAAGGGUCCAGUGUUUAUGCUGUUGGGUAUCUAAAAUUCUACUGAAGAAUGUCCUGUAGAAGUUCGAGUCUCAUAAUAAAAGCAUAUUUGAAGAGUAAUAUAUUUCUUGUCAAUAGCUUUUGGUAGCAUGUGCAGGGCUUCAGUGCUAAGACAACAGUUCCCAAUAGACUUCCCUGUCUUAAACAUUUCAGUUGGGUCUCUCAUGCAUGCAGGCUGUUUACGUUUCUCAACGUCUUGCAGAGCAGAAUGACGUCAUGCUGACUAAACUCACUUUUGAGCUUUCCAGGUCUAAAGAUGUACAGUGAUGUUAUACCCACAGGGUAUCCAAGACAGCAAAGUAACAUCAUUCCUGUUGCUAAGUGUAGUAGGAUAUACAUUUCACUUUAACAAAAGCAGGUGUGUCAUGUGUAUAGAUGUGAUUUACUGUAUCAACACUUUUGUUAUGUUCACAUCGUCUGGAGUAAACCUGAACGUGUCCCAUAUGACAAGGCAGAUUAUUUUACAAUAUGCUGUAUUAUUUUUCUAAUCUAAAUGUUAUCUUAAAAGACGUCAAAUUAAUCAUAAAAUAAAAAGUGUAAAUCAA
Messenger RNA from Triplophysa dalaica, 4436 nucleotides. It is a transcript of the gene pdpk1a, whose product is annotated as 3-phosphoinositide dependent protein kinase 1a. Gene Ontology annotation, molecular function: ATP binding; protein serine/threonine kinase activity. The coding region runs from base 1000 to 2607 and encodes 535 amino acids. The transcript is spliced from 14 exons. Gene Ontology annotation, biological process: peptidyl-serine phosphorylation; intracellular signal transduction. The record is from RefSeq and is a predicted model, not a curated record. NCBI's taxonomy places the organism in Eukaryota, Metazoa, Chordata, Actinopteri, Cypriniformes, Nemacheilidae.